ACAACCAUUAACAAACAAAAGGCCAAUUGCUUCAAUAACUUGUCAAGGAACUGGAACUGGAACUGGAACCAAAAAGGUCGAUUAGAACGAACGAACGGUCCAUUCACGUGAAAAAAAGGCCAUUGACCAGAGGCUUAUAAUCGGAGAAGAUAGUAAUCUAAUCUCCGGCCACCCCUUCCUUUGACCCACAAUUCCAUUGAGCUCCGCCUCCGUCUCAAGAGCAGAUCUGGCUUGGUCGUGAUUCACCUGACCUCCACUCCUGCACGGUUGCCUCCCGAAUCCCGCGCUGAAAGGAGGCGUCCGUGAAGAUCAGGGGAUCCAUUUGGGCUUCAAAGAUCCAUUCAAUGAAAUCUCGAAUGCUUUGAGUGUGUAUUUCAGCGAUUCUAAUUAUCCAGGGGGUUCCCAAACCAGAGAGCUUUAGUCUUUAGCUAGGGAAAGGAACAAUCUUUCAAUACUUAUUUUAAUAAACAAAGCCCACUCCUUUACACCUUAACUCUCUGCGAUCACCGCCGUUAAUUUCGGUAAUCUGACGCCGGUGGAUCAAUGGAGAGCACCGACGUCUUCUUGGGCCUCCAAGAGUUUCUGGAACGCAUGCGUAAUCCCUCCGCUGCGGAAUUCGUCAAAUCCAUCAAAAGUUUUAUAGUCUCGUUCUCGAACAAUCCACCUGAUCCAGAGAGAGAUAGCGGUGCCGUACAGGAGUUUCUGACUAAGAUGGAAACAGAUUUCAGGGCUCACCCACUUUGGGCUGGUUGCUCCGAGGAGGAGCUUGAGAGUGCUGGUGAAGGACUGGAGAAGUAUGUCAUGACAAAGUUAUUUACUCGUGUAUUUGCUUCACUGCCUGAUGAUGUAAAACAUGAUGAUCAAUUAUCUGCAAAGAUGGCUCUUAUUCAACAAUUUAUUCGACCAGAAAAUUUGGAUAUCAAGCCAAAUUUUCAAAAUGAGACAUCAUGGCUGCUUGCACAGAAAGAACUGCAGAAGAUCAAUAUGUAUAAGGCACCAAGAGAUAAGCUUGUGUGUAUCCUUAAUUGCUGCAAGGUCAUUAGUAACUUAUUGCUUAAUGCUUCUAUUGCGUCGAAUGAGAAUACCCCUGGAGCUGAUGAGUUCCUUCCAGUUCUAAUUUAUGUCACUAUAAAGGCGAAUCCUCCACAGCUGCAUUCGAACUUAUUGUAUAUACAGAGGUAUAGGCACCAGUCCCGAUUAGUGGGCGAAGCAUCCUACUAUUUCACAAACAUGCUAUCUGUUGAAUCUUUCAUCUCAAACAUUGAUGCAAAAUCCCUUUCAAUGGAAGAAACCGAGUUUGAAAAGAACAUGGAAACUGCCCGAGCGCUUCAUUCUGGACUUUCAGCUGAUUCAAAUAGCCAGUCUAAUCAAAAUGAUCAACAUGUAGGACAUAUAUCUCGAUCAGAGUUCAAGGAAUCGAAACAGCAAGCCUUAAAUGUUAGCAAGGAUUCUGUAUUACGACCCAAAUCAUCUGAGAUGAGAGCCAGAGCUGAGACACCUUAUGUGAAAGAUCAGUUAUCAUUUGCAAAGAUCCCAUCCCUCUCAGAUUUGGAGAAUAAAGGUGCAGGACUGCUUAUAAAGGAAGACCAGGUGAGCCAAGUAUUCCAGAGUUAUCCGUACUUGUUUGCCAAUGCUGGUGACCUGACUGUCAAUGAUGUGGAGGAUCUGCUAAAUAACUACAAACAGCUUGUUUUUAAAUAUGUUAGCCUUUCGAAAGGGGUGGGCAAUACCAUUCCAUCUCUACCAUCAUUUGGUUCUCUAACUCAGGUGCAUCAGGAGGCUGAAACCAUAAGCAAACAGGAGGAUAAAACAGCAGUAGAUCCUAAUAAUGAGUCAAGAAUAGAUACUGAUAGUACAGACGUUGAAUCAAAUGGAGCUUCAAUUUUUGAAGUGGAAAGUUUAGAAUCCAAAUUGUUACAAGACGAGGCAACGGCAGAUACAGGGAAGUAAAUUGGAGGAAACCACUCAAUCACAGUCUAUUAUUAUGAACAUAUAUGUUUGUUGAGUAUACAUGGGAAAGGAUCUCACCAGGAGUAUAGAAGAUGAUCAUGUCUUCUACCUGGUUAUAUUACCUCGGCAUAUUUGAAAUUUUGAUAGAAAUGGUCUAGACACAUGGACUAGGGGUAUUCAGUGAAGGUGCAAGAGAAGUCUCGGCAAACAGGUAUGGAAGAGUAAGUGUUUUCUUCCUUCUCAAAUCACAUAUUGUUGUUAAUGGUUAAUAAGAAUGGAAUGCGACUUUGUCCAUUGUUGCACUUUGCUUUCUUUAUCCUAUUAUCAAAAGGGGUGGGAUUGGAUUGUGUUCUUAGAAGCAUUCUUCCUCUUUUGUUGAUCUGCUAGGACUAAAUGUGUUAUUUUGUUCAAAAAAAAAAAAAAAAAAGAAGACUAAAUGUGUUAUUUGUACUUACUAUGGUAUUAUUAAAAUACUAGACUAGUUACCUCGUC
This is a messenger RNA of Humulus lupulus (European hop), 2442 nucleotides long. Its product is annotated as vacuolar protein sorting-associated protein 9A-like. Gene Ontology annotation, molecular function: guanyl-nucleotide exchange factor activity; small GTPase binding. Gene Ontology annotation, biological process: vesicle-mediated transport. Gene Ontology annotation, cellular component: endocytic vesicle; cytosol. The transcript has 5 exons. Lineage: Eukaryota; Viridiplantae; Streptophyta; Magnoliopsida; Rosales; Cannabaceae. Bases 544 to 1950 code for a protein of 468 amino acids. The record is from RefSeq and is a predicted model, not a curated record.